Dothidotthia symphoricarpi CBS 119687 is the source of this 1094-nucleotide messenger RNA. RefSeq names its product short-chain dehydrogenase/reductase-like protein SDR. NCBI's taxonomy places the organism in Eukaryota, Fungi, Ascomycota, Dothideomycetes, Pleosporales, Dothidotthiaceae. The transcript has a single exon. Gene Ontology annotation, molecular function: oxidoreductase activity. The coding region runs from base 243 to 1088 and encodes 281 amino acids. The record is from RefSeq and is a predicted model, not a curated record.
AGCUUCGAUUGAGUGUAUACCUAUCAGAUUCGAGGGACACAGCUUACACGCAGUUUUAUGUGUAGCUUUCACGCAGUUGCGCGCUUCUGCUGCGCGCGGCUUGCCCCGUCUAUUAAACUUAACCGAGAACCAGGACGUACGAGAUCCUUGGCAUAGCAUGACGUGAGGCGAACAAAUUCGUCUUCUUCUCCCCACACACUAUAUCAAUCCAUGUCAUCAAACAACACAGAAUUCUGAAAGACAUGGCUUCAGUACCGAUAGAGAGAACACUCAAGGUUUUGAUAACUGGCGGAGCUCGAGGGAUCGGCCGUGGAUUAUUCCGACAUUUUCUGGUUACUGGACACGAUGUCAUGAUACUCGAUUCUAACUUGGAAGAGCUGGAACACGUCAAAUCUCAAGCUCAGAAGUGGCCAGGCGCGCAGAAGGGCAAUUUGCAUGCGCUUCGAUGUGACCUUAGCAAGCGGGACGAGAUCAGAUCCGCUGUGGAUACGGUCACUAAGACGUUCGAUGGCAAACUCGAUGUUCUGAUCAAUAACGCGUUUCCGACCGCAAUAGCCUUAUCACACGAUCGAGCAAUGGAAGCAAAAGAUGACGAUAUCGAGAAAGAGUGGGAUCUGCAAAUCGCCAUCGGCCUCACAGCACCUUUUGUUCUUGGUCGUCUGUGCGUCCCACUUCUCACAGCUGGAAACUCGACAGCCGAAUCUCCAGGCUGUAUCAUCAAUAUUUCCUCAACACGAGCCUAUCAGUCCGAGUCCAACCACGAAGCCUACUCUGCCUCCAAGGCUGGCCUGCUUGGACUUACACAAUCCAUGUCCGUAUCUUUGGGACAUCGCCAUCAUAUUCGGGUCAACGCCAUUAUCCCAGGAUGGAUCCACGUCGUGAAUGAGAACAAAGCCGGGGAUGAGCAAGACAUUGCUUGGAAAGAAGGACUUAGCAAGGAAGACAUGGAAUGGCACCCUGCAGGCAGGGUUGGUAAGGCAAGUGACAUUGCCAGGGCUGUGGAUUAUUUGGUUGGUAGCGAGUUUGUGACAGGCCAAGAGGUGGUAGUCGAUGGGGGAGUCGGUAGAAAGAUGGUGUACCCAGAGUAGGGCGCC